Caenorhabditis sp. 36 PRJEB53466 is the source of this 1251-nucleotide messenger RNA. NCBI's taxonomy places the organism in Eukaryota, Metazoa, Nematoda, Chromadorea, Rhabditida, Rhabditidae. The record is from the annotation of a GenBank genome assembly.
AUGAGCUCAACUGCCGGACAAGUGAUCAACUGCAAAGCGGCCGUCGCCUGGACCGCUAAAGCUCCGCUUUCCAUCGAAACGAUCCAAGUCGCGCCGCCGAGAGCCCAUGAAGUUCGUGUGAAGGUAACUAUUCCAGAAUCUAUUAUGUUCUUCACCCACGCACUCUUUUUAGAUCCUCCACACGGCCGUCUGUCACACCGACGCCUACACUCUCGACGGACACGAUCCGGAAGGUCUCUUCCCGGUUGUGCUCGGCCACGAAGGCUCCGGAGUCGUCGAAAGCAUCGGAGAAGGCGUGACUGGCUUCGCUGUCGGCGACCACGUCGUUCCGCUCUACGUGCCGCAGUGCAAGGAGUGCGAGUACUGCCGUAACCCGAAGACCAACCUGUGCCAGAAGAUUCGCAUCACCCAGGGCAACGGAUUCUUGCCGGACGGCACGUCGAGAUUCUCGUGCAACGGAAAGCAACUCUUCCACUUUAUGGGAUGCUCCACGUUCGCCGAGUACACCGUCGUCGCCGACAUCUCUCUUUGCAAGGUGAAUCCUGCGGCUCCUCUCGAAAAGGUUUCUCUGCUCGGAUGCGGUAUUUCCACCGGAUACGGAGCCGUCCUCAACACGUGCAAAGUGGAAGAGGGCAGCACUGUGGCCGUGUGGGGGCUCGGUGCAGUCGGACUGGCGGUCAUCAUGGGCGCCAGAGCCGCCGGAGCCAAAAGAAUCGUCGGAAUCGAUCUGAUCGAAUCGAAGUUCCCCUCUGCCAAGUUCUUCGGCGCCACUGAAUGCGUCAGUCCAAAAAACAUCCAGCUGCCGGAGGGAAAAUCAUUCCAAGCGUGGCUCGUGGACAAUUUCGACGGUGGAUUCGACUACACCUUCGAGUGCAUCGGAAAUGUGCACACCAUGGUGAGAACUCAAAAAGAUCGUAACAAUAACUUUGUCAAUUUUAGAGACAAGCAUUGGAAGCCGCCCACAAGGGAUGGGGCGUCUCGUGCAUCAUCGGAGUUGCCGGUGCUGGACAGGAGAUCUCGACUCGCCCGUUCCAGCUGGUCACCGGCCGCACGUGGAUGGGAACCGCAUUCGGAGGAUGGAAGAGCGUCGACAGUGUGCCGAAGCUCGUUGAGGACUACCUGAACAAGAAGCUGCUCAUCGACGAAUUCAUCACUCACCGCUACCACAUCGACGAGAUCAACACCGCGUUUGAUGUGCUCCACAAAGGAGAGAGUUUGCGAUCUGUGCUCGCUUUCGAGAAGAGCCAAUAG